Dibothriocephalus latus is the source of this 606-nucleotide messenger RNA. The record is from the annotation of a GenBank genome assembly. NCBI's taxonomy places the organism in Eukaryota, Metazoa, Platyhelminthes, Cestoda, Diphyllobothriidea, Diphyllobothriidae.
AUGUCCGAUCGGAUCUGCAUCCACUCUGGCGGCAAGAAGGUGGUGCGAGUGAGUGCACAGGAUCUGGUCUCCUGUUGCGGAAUCGCCUGCGGCAUGGGCUGCAAUGGUGGCCUACCCGAAGGCGCCUGGAAGUACUGGGUGAACUACGGCCUCGUGAGCGGCGGCCCCUACGGCAGCAAUGACACCUGUCGACCCUACGAGAUUCCGCCCUGCGCGCAUCGAACCAAGAGCGAAAGACCUGAAUGCAAGGGCAUCAGCCGGACGCCGAAGUGCGUCCAUCAAUGUGCGCAGGCCUACAACGUUCACGCCAAUGAGGAGCACAUUAAACUGGAAAUCAUGAUGCACGGACCGGUGGAGGCAGACUUUGAGGUCUUCGCCGACUUCCUGCACUACGAGUCAGGCGUCUACCAGCAUGUUAGCGGCGGCCUCCUCGGUGGACAUGCAAUCCGUCUGCUCGGCUGGGGUGUGGAAGACGGCACGCCUUAUUGGCUAGCAGCAAACUCCUGGAACACCGACUGGGGAGACAAUGGUUUCUUCAAGAUCCGCCGCGGCAAGAAUGAGUGCGGAAUCGAGGCGGAUGUCAACGCAGGUAUCCCACGGGAUUGA